Culicoides brevitarsis is the source of this 6879-nucleotide messenger RNA. RefSeq names its product eukaryotic translation initiation factor 4 gamma 1-like. The record is from RefSeq and is a predicted model, not a curated record. The transcript has 14 exons. The coding region runs from base 788 to 5941 and encodes 1717 amino acids. Gene Ontology annotation, cellular component: eukaryotic translation initiation factor 4F complex. NCBI's taxonomy places the organism in Eukaryota, Metazoa, Arthropoda, Insecta, Diptera, Ceratopogonidae. Gene Ontology annotation, molecular function: translation initiation factor activity; mRNA binding; protein binding.
GCGGGAGAUAAAAUGAGACGAAUGAAAUUGAUGUAUCACUUUCAGCCGCCUCACCUGCCUUUAUCGAUUUUUGUGCUGCGCGCUGAUUGGUUGACGCCGUAUGCGAACUGCGAUUGGCCAAUUUUUCGCCAUUACAGCCACUCAUCGUGCAGCAAGAGAGGAUCAGAGUUCCCAAGACGUAACCUAAUCUCGUAAAAUUUGCUAAAAUUCGCAUCGAAAGCGAGCAAAAAGGCCAUUAAUUGACGCGAGAAACGCGCAACGUUAGUCUUUUACUUAAAUUAACUGUAAAUUUCGUGUUAACUUGUUGUUAAGGUCGCGCAACGAAACAAAAAGCAAAAGUGCUGCAUAAACGCCCUGUGCCAGCGGAGAAAAAACCAAUUCUGACACAAAGUCGCAGCAAAAGCCAUCGUCAGAGUGUGAAAAAUUCGCCAGAAACGCGGGAUUGAGACGAAAAGGGACCCGGAAGUGCGACACGAGCGAAGCUGGAACCGAAGGAAGGAAAUGGGAGCAUCAAAAAUUCAUUGAUUCACGUGUGUGUGUAUGUGUGUGCGAGUUGUGUGUAUGUGUGUGCAUGAGUGUGCAUCGCAGAGAUGCUGAACAAUACUUGCAAUUUUCUUUGUUCUAACAACGUUUUGCCCAUCGGAGGAGACGGAAAUGUCUCGUCGGAGUGAAAACUGAGCUCGAACAAACAAACAAAGCCACACACAAAGCAACGCGCGUCUCAAACAUCGAACAACAAAAAUCUCUUUCUUUUCACGGGAGACACGAGGAAAUUUCCUUGCGAAACAUGGUCUCGCGCUACAACAACGGCUACGGUGCCCUCCCGAACCAACAAAACUCCGGCAAUCAUCACAAUCCGCACGGCAUGAUGCCCGCCAUGCCGAUGGUGCGUGCCCACAGACCGCAUCCCGGGCAGCCACAAAGUCAGCAGCAACUCCACAAUUUAGCGGCGAGUCAUGCUGCCGCCGUCGCAGCUGUCGCCAACAUGCCAAAUAACCAAAAUAACAUAAUUAAGCCAAUGAAUCAUCAUGCGAAUGCCCUCGUUGCGAAUAUGCAGCAACAUCAUAACUUGCAAGUGGCUCAAGGCACGCCGCCGCCGCCUCCUAGUCAUUCGUCGCAGCAAGCGCCGCAGAAUCAGGCGCCCACACAAAAUCCGCAGCAACAGCAACAAAAUCAUUCGCAGCAUCCAAACAAGAUGGCACAACAGCAAGUUGUCCAUAACAAUGCCAAUCAUCACAACACUGUCCAAGUUCCUCAUUCCAAUUAUCGCGCCAUGCAUCAGCAACGAACAGAUAAUUAUCAUGCCUCGCAAGCAAACGUUGCAGCAGGCUUUACAAAUGCUGUCACAGGACACCAUACCCAACAGAUAGUGCGCGGAGGUGCAAUUCCGCAAACGCAACAGUCGCAAGUCGAUGGCUCCCAAAAAAAUCCACAACAGCAGGUCUACCAACAGCAACAACAGAGACAGUCUCAGCAACAGCAGUAUCAACGGGCACCCACAAAGAAUUUAAACACAGUAAACACAGUUAUGCGUCCUCCGGUGAACAGUCAGCCCGCAUUAAAUAGUCAGCUGAUAAAUACGCAGGGCGCCCAACAAAUUUACAUGCAUGCCGGUUUCCCGUACCAACAACAGCCCGGAUACCCGAUGGUGAAUCCGUACCAGAUGCAAUACGGUGCCGUGCAAACGACGCCCAUGUAUCGGCCAUUCGGAGCGGGCUACAAUGCUCCCGUGUACUAUCAGAAUAUGCAGUUUUCGUCAAAUCAGCGCGGAGCGACGGCACAAAUGGCAACGGCGGCGCCCGUGCAAACCAUGCCGCCCGGUACCGCGAUACCGCAACAAACGCUCAUGGCAAAUCAGAUGGCAGCGCCUGUGGCGCAGCAGCAACAAACGCAAGUGCCGCCCGCGCGAGUCAAAAAACCGCUUGCCAUCAAGAAUCCCGUGACGAAUGAGAUUGUCAAUGUGGAAGCUGUGUCAGAAACGGCAUCAACGACAUCCACAUUGGACAAUGACUGUAGUAGUGAGACUGGCAGAUCAUCGGACAAUCUUCCGCCAGAAUUUAUUCCGGGGCAACCGUUAUCCUCGUCGUCUGUCGCAAAGUCGUCAGACGCACAACACAUUUUACAGACAGAAACGCCCGUGGUUUCCGCCAAAAUGGAUGGACCCGACAUAACGCCCAAACAAAAUAUCGUCAAAAAUAAGAAAAAAAUUGAAACACAGAAGCACGUUGAUGCUGAGAACGAAGUCAAGUCUAGUCAAGUAACAGAUGAAGUAACAAGUGAACCAGCAGCUGAGAAUAAUCAGGAGACCAGUGCGGAGUAUGUAGAAGUUGUUUCCGACGCAGCAACAGUCCCAGCAACGACGACAGAAAUGAGUCCUCCAUUGCCGCAACCUGUGCCGGUAAUUGAAUCCGCAUUAUCCUACGACGCCAAGUCAUUCGAGCCGAAGAAGCAACGGGAACAAGUCCAAUCUGUUGAACGGAGUAAUGUAGAACAAGGACAAACGAUAGUUGAGCCUACCAGUGAUACAAACAAAAAUAUAAUCACAAACAGCAGUUUACCGCCUUCCAAAAAAGAUGAGACUGACAAAUCUAUAAGUACUUCUACUUCUACAACCACAAAAUCAUCAUCAUCGGAGAAAAUUGACGAGACGACGACGACGACGACAAGUGAAACAACAACCACAGAUAAUAAAAAUUCAUUAGAUAGCAAUAUUGUUAAUAAUAAUACGAUAAUAAAAGUAGAGGAAACUAGUUUUAAGAAGGAAAAAAGUACGACACCAGUAUCUGUUCCAGCAGCUGUCGAGGACAGCGAUGUAAAAAAUGUAGAUAUUAAGACAGAUGCCGAUCAAAUCAAUGCAAAUGACGAAGCUGUGACGCCCGUCGCGACGCUUCAUGCCUCGAAAACGGCGCCAUCGGCGUUGCAUUCGCAACCAGUGCACCGCAAAUCCGAAGAAUCAAUUAGGCUCGAGAAGCCCCUCAAGUCGGCGGCAUCUCGUUCGCUGGAAAAACCGCGCCCGGCACCCAUCGACUACAUCGAGGGUCAAUGGAGCCCCUGCAAUCCGGAUGGCCAGAAGAAAUACACGCUCGAGCAGUUGCGUGUGCUCGGCAAAACUGACGUCGCCAAAGAAAAGCCCAAUCUACCUGAGAGUUUGUUGCGUGCCCUCAUUCCGGGCGGCAAACCGGGACAUGCGGGAGGCGGCGGCAACCAGCAUCGCAACGAUAUGCGCGGCUUCCAAGGCAUCAUGCCCGGUUUCGCGAACAAAUCCGACAUGCCGACAUACAACAAACGGCCCUCGCAGCAGGGAAAUCGCCAGCAAGGCGGCAAAAGUGGCUCCCGGAAUCAGGAACCGCUCAAACGGAUAUCGCUGAAGAUGCACGACGUGCAGUUGCGCGAAGUGGAAAAUGCUUGGCGACCCAAGAUGCUCGCGGGCGAAGAUACGCGUUCGAAGGAGGAAAAAGAGACUGACGAGCUUUACAAGAAAUUCCGCAGUGUCAUGAACAAACUUACGCCCGAGAAUUUCGACAUUCUGCUGAACGAGAUGAUGAGCACGGAAAUCGACACGGAGGAGCGUCUCAAGGGCUGCAUCAAGUUGGUCUUCGAGAAAGCCAUUGCCGAGCCGAAUUACUCGACGAUUUACGCAAAAGUCUGCAAACGCUUGUCCGCGGUGCAAAUUAAUGCGCCGUCAUCGAGCGCCAAGAAAGUCACGUUCCGCGUCAUGCUGCUGAAUCAGUGCCAAGCCGAAUUCGAGAAGCACAAGGACGAGACAUCCGGGCAAACGAUCAAAAAUGAGGAAAUCGAAAAGGAAACCGACGAAGUCAAACGCAAGGAAUUGAAGGAGCAACAGGAGGAGGAAGCAUUCAAGAUACGAAGACGGGCUGUGGGCACGGUGCGUUUCAUCGGCGAAUUGUACAAAAUCGAAAUGCUCAACGACAAAAUUAUGCUGAACUGCGUGUCGCUCUUGCUCGAUAACGGCGACGAGGACUCGCUCGAAUGCCUUUGCAAGUUGCUCACGACAAUUGGACUGCGGAUGGAGGCGAAGGAGAAGGUGCUCGAAAAUACUUUCAAGAAAUUGAACGAAAUUGGUGAUAAAAAAUCAAAGGUUCAAGUUAGUAGUAGGAUAAGGUUUGCUGUUAAGGAUGUGAUAGAUCUUAGAAAAAAUAAUUGGAAACCACGACGAUCAGACACAAAUCCCAAGACAAUGGGACAAAUUCAAAAGGAACUCGAUACAGAACAUAGAAAUAUUGAAAUUUUGAAUUACCAAACUCCUCAAAAAGAUCGACGAGGCGGAAGCAUGGGUAAAUUUUCUAACAAAAAAGACAAUGACGGCUGGAUGACGCCAAACACGAAGAGCAGAGUUCAACAACAAUCGUUCGAUAUUGGAAAAGUCAAGACUAACAUGUCAACGGGUGAAAUCAAAUUAGGUCCUCCAACGAUGCGCCUCGGGCCAUCGGGCGGUUUUAACACAAUGUCGAAGAAUCCCUUCGAAUCCCUCUCCUCAGAAGACACGGGCAGCGGUCCCAUGUCGCUCAGCGGCAGUCUCUCCUUCCGCGAUAAUCAACAAUACAAUAGCAAUAAAUACGAUAAUUAUAGUAAUAGCAAUAACAAUAGGGGCGGCAACAACAUGCAUCGCCAAAAUUCCCGCGAAAAUUCGCGGCAUCGUGACGGCAUGAACGGCCCGUCACGUAGCUUCACGCCGGGCGGCUUGUCCCGUCAAUCGUCAACGAGUCGCGACAACAACGCGCAUUCCCACUCGCAAAUCAUGGGACGACGAUCGCAACAGGAGCCUGCACCCGCUGCCGACUUCAAUUUGAACGUCGAACCGCCCGCGGACGAGUGCAAGAAAAUUUCCAACAUCAUGUCGACGCUGAUCGGCGAAUAUCUCACGAAUAAAAAUCUCGCCGAGUUCGCGGAGGACUUUGCCGAGCAAAUUGCGCGGAAAAAUCGAUGGGUCGCUGUACGCGAAAUGCACUAUCUCGCGCUCGAGAAGAAGGAAACGUGGCGCGAAGCUGUCUCCAAAAUGUGCUUCCAUUGUCUCAGCAGCAAAAAAGUCUCGUUAUUGACGACGGAGGAAUACAAGCACGCCAUUAAGCAGUAUAUCGAGGCGAUUGUUGACUUUGAGCCGGAUGUUCCGCUCAUUUUCGACUAUACCGCCGUGUUGCUGGGCGAAACGCUAAAUGCCAACUUCAUAACGCUCGAAGAGCUCUUCAAAUACUCAGGUAGUGUGAUUGAGGCGUGUUUCGGCGGCAAGAUGCUCGUCGCGCUCCUCGGACAGCUUGUGAAACUCUACGGACCUGGCAGAGUGCGGGAGAUUUGGGCUGCCUCUCGUCUGAAGGUCGAACAAUUUUUAGGAGAUGACGCAUCAAAUGUCGCAGAUUUUAUUGCUAAACAUAAAUUAGAAUAUUUAGCAGACAACAGUAGUCAACCUCAAGUCUCAUCGAAACUAACAGAUGCAAAUAAGAUUAAGGAACGCUUACAAGAAUUACUUAAAACUUUAAAGGACCCAAAGGACGAUCAUAUAAUUCACGAAUGGAUUCAGGCAAAUGUCCAAAAUACGGAAAGUAAAGAAUUUAUGCGAGCUCUCACAGCUGCCACAGUCGGAUUUUGCAUAGAAGGUGGCAAAUUGAAUGAAGAUUUGUUUUCGACGCGAUGCGACCUGCUGCGUAAAUAUAUCGAUUGCAAGGGUGAACGGGAAUUAGAAGUACUUUAUGCUGUUCAAAAUGUUUGCAAGUCAUUAGAAUAUCCAGGAGGACUCCUCUUACAAAUUUGUUCAGCCUUAUCAGAGAAUUAUACCAUAUCUCGGGACGGAUUCUUCGCGUGGAGAGACGAUAACACCAGCAAUGCCAUGGAUGCUGCGGGAAAAGGUGUUUGCAUGCUCAGUUUAAAAGCCUUUUUCGUUGGCUUAUGUGACCCUAGUGACUCGGAUGAUUCAGAAGCUGCCUAAUUUACUAAAAAAAAACUAGAAACUUUAGAAAAGAAAUUUUAAAAACAAAUAUAUUUUGAAACCGCGUCUUUUUACAAAAAAAAAGGAAGAAAAAUAAAUUUCGUCAUCGAUCGUUCACUCUCUUUUGAUUUUGUAUAGUAGGGAAUGAAAAAAAAUUAAAUAAAGAAAUUUUUCCUAAGUGAAGUUACUUGAAGAAGGGAAGAAAAAAACUUGUUUAUAUUUGAAACAAUUAAAAAAAGUAUAUAACAACGCAAAAAAAUAGAUAGACGGUUAGAAAUAACAAUUAAUAAUUAGAUAGUGUGUAAAAAUAUAACAAAAAAAAAAGAAGGAAGAAAAUUAUUUCGUUUUAGGAAUCAAGCGAAAAUUCAUUCAUUAAAUCAAUCAAAAUCAAAUUUUGCUCUAUCCUUGUUAAAAGAAAAAAAAAACGAAAAAAUAUUUUAAUUUUUUUUUGUGGGACAGGGUUUAUCAUAAAAAAAUAUAAUUUAAAUAAUUAAAAAGAAAACAUAUAUGUUUAAAUGUAUAAUCGCGAUGAUGAAUGUGAAUAUUAUAAUUAUUAUUUUUUUUUUGAAUGAAUGACAAUUAAAAUUUCUUUUGUGUAUAAUAAAUUUAAAAUUAGUGAAAAAAAAUCAAGAAACAUGAAAAUAGUCAAUAAACUAAAUGCGUACUCGCAAAAUAUAUAAUUUCUCCCGUUAUAAAUAAAAAGAAGUGACCUUUAUGAGUUUUUGAAGAAAAAAUAAAAAAAAGUUUCUUUUGACGAAGGAACAAAUAGAUAUUUAAAUAUAUAAUUAAUUAAUUUGCUUGAUGAAGAAUAUUUAAUUUAAAAGCCAUGUAUUUGUUAUUUUAUUAUGAUAUAUUAAUUAUUAUAUAAAAGAAGAAAUAAAAACUUUUUUUUUUUGAUUUAUAUGAAAGAAAAAUUAAAAAUAACGUUAUAAAUCACU